GUACAUCAGGAGACGUGGAGGAGGCCGUAGGAGGGCAACAACCCAGCAGCAGGACCGCUACCUCCGCCUUUGUGCAAGGAGGUGCACUGCCAGCGCCCUGCAAAAUGACCUCCAGCAGGCCACAAAUGAGGGAACUUUUUUUUCUACACACAAUACGCCAUAAUGACAAACCGAAAACAGGUUUAUAAAACCUUUUAAAUCAAAAACAUAAAUACCUUAUUUACAUAAGUCUUCAAACCUAUGCUGCGUUCAUGAUCUAGUCGGAACUAGGACAUUUCCGACUUGCUAACAGUUUGUGUUUAUAUACGUGCCGCGUUCAUGGAUUCAGCAAGUCGGACAUUUCCUUGUUCCGACAAUAUGUGAAGGCGGCACUACUCUGAGCUAAGGCCUACGUUUUAACCACGCCCACCAUUUGACGCAGUAACCAGACGAUUUCCUCAUUCGCCAUUUUUUUGUGAGCGGAUUACAUCAGACCACAAGCCGUGUGCCUGUGGAUGGGUCAAUUGAACAUACACGACUCUUAAAUGAAGUGACCCCAGCCAGGUGUUAACCCGGUGUGUAUCCACCAUGUUGAAUGGGGUGUUCAGGCUACAUGGCCUGAUGGUGGCGUCUCACCCCUGGGAGGUGAUUGUGGGCACCAUUGCCCUGACCGUCUGUCUCAUGUCCAUGAACAACCUGGCCACUAGCGACCAGAUCUGCAGCUGGAGCAAUGGCUGUCCCAAACUACAGGAGAGAAUCCUAAACAGUGAUGUAAUCAUUCUAACGGUGACACGCUGCAUGGCCAUCGUGUACAUCUACUUUCAGUUCCAGAACCUUCGCCAGCUGGGCUCCAAGUACAUCCUUGGUAUAGCGGGUCUCUUCACAGUAUUCUCCAGCUUUGUCUUCAGCACCGUGGUCAUUCACUUCCUGGGGAAAGAGUUGACAGGCCUAAAUGAAGCUCUGCCAUUCUUCCUGCUCCUCAUUGACCUGUCCAAGGCCUGUACCCUGGCCAAGUUUGCCCUUAGCUCCAACUCACAGGAGGAGGUGAGAGAGAACAUCUCUCAGGGCAUGGCUAUCCUGGGUCCUACCUUCACCCUGGAUGCCUUGGUGGAGUGUCUGGUCAUUGGAGUGGGCACAUUGUCAGGUGUGCGUCAGCUGGAGAUGAUGUGUUGUUUCGGCUGCAUGUCUGUCCUGGCCAACUACUUUGUUUUCAUGACCUUCUUCCCUGCCUGCGUUUCCCUGGUCCUCGAGCUGUCCAGGGAGAGCCGCGAGGGCCGUCCCGUCUGGCAGCUGAGUCACUUUGCCCGUGUUAUGGCUGAAGAGGAGGACAACAAACCAAACCCUGUUACACAGAGGGUUAAAAUAAUCAUGUCUCUAGGUCUGGUUCUGGUCCAUGCCCACAGUCGUCUUGUGUCAGAGCAGCCAGGUCAGAACCGGACAGUGGAUGGCGCCAGCAGUAGUCUAGCUCUCGAUGGGCCUACAGUCCAGAGGAUGGACCAAGACUACAAUCUCUGGCCAAUACCGCUCACCAGUAUGGAGCUGGAGCAGGUGAUAACACUUGGUCUGGCUCUGCUGCUGGCUGUGAAGUAUGUCUUCUUUGAGCCGGCUGAGACAGAGUUGUCCCUAAAGAGCUCCAUCUCCACCUCUAUCUCCGCCCCUGCACUGAGCCAUAAGGGGGCUGAGGACUGCUGCAGGAGGGAUCCUGCACCUGCUAAAACAUCCCCGACAACCAACAGCACCCCAAACCCUUUGGCUAAAACUGAUUCUAACAUAGCGGCCAAAGAGGAAAGAGUUGAGGUGAUUCAACCCCUGGUGGCCUCAAUGGUGCAGAACAGUCCCUUCUCUCUGAAUGGACCUCUCCCUCAGAGUUUAGGGGACAGUGUGUCCCCCACACCUCCUUUCUUUACCCCAACUCCAGACACAACUACAUCUCUCCCCAACCCCCCCUCCCAGCCCCGCUCCCUGGACCAGUGUCUGUCCAUCCUCAGAAACCCUGAGUUGGGCGCUCGUUUUCUUAGCAAUGCCGAGGUGAUGGAGCUGGUGACAUCACGUAACAUCCUGACCUAUAAGCUGGAGGCUGUCAUGGAAACACCAGAGAGGGGCGUGGUCAUCCGGAGAGAGAUGCUAUCAUCCAAACUACCAUCACCCUCUGCCUUAGCCUGUCUUCCUUACAAGGACUAUGACUACACUAAGGUGAUGGGCACCUGCUGUGAGAACGUCAUUGGCUACAUGCCCGUGCCAGUGGGCGUUGCUGGCCCUCUCCUAUUGGAUGGGAAGCAGUUCCAUGUUCCCAUGGCAACGACGGAAGGCUGCCUUGUGGCCAGCACAAACAGAGGAUGCCGGGCCGUCGCUUUGAGUGGAGGUUGCAGCAGCAGGGUGCUAGCUGACGGUAUGACGCGGGGUCCUGUUGUACGGCUGCCCUCAGCGUGCCGGGCUGUAGAGGUCAAGGCCUGGCUGGAGACCACAGAGGGUUUCAGGACCAUCAAGGAUGCCUUCGACCACACCAGCAGGUUUGCCCGUCUGGACAAGCUAUUGGUAGGUCUAGCAGGGAGGAACCUCUACAUCCGCUUCCAGUCCCACACUGGAGACGCCAUGGGCAUGAACAUGCUCUCUAAGGGUACAGAGCAGGCAGUAAGCAGGCUCCAGCAGCAGUUCCCUGAGCUCCAGGUUCUAGCGGUGAGCGGAAACUAUUGCACUGAUAAGAAACCUUCAGCCAUGAACUGGAUCCUGGGUCGGGGAAAGUCUGCUGUGUGUGAGGUCACCGUCCCCGCCAGGGUGGUCCGAGAGGUCCUAAAGACCAGUACUACUGCCCUAGUAGAGUUGAACAUCAAUAAGAAUCUAGUGGGCUCAGCCAUGGCUGGUAGUAUAGGAGGCUUCAAUGCUCACGCUGCUAACAUCGUAGCUGCUAUCUACAUUGCCUGUGGACAGGACCCAGCCCAGACAGUGGGCAGUAGUAACUGUAUAACUCUGAUGGAGCAAGUGGGUCCUGAAGGAGAGGACCUGUAUAUCAGCUGUACCAUGCCCUCUAUAGAACUGGGCACUGUAGGAGGGGGCACCAACCUGGCACCACAACAAUCCUGUCUACAGAUGCUGGGUGUGCAGGGUGCCAGUCUAACUGGUCCAGGGGAUAAUGCCCGUCAGUUGGCCAGCGUUGUCUGUGCCACCGUCCUGGCAGGAGAACUGUCUCUGAUGUCCGCUCUCGCCGCCGGACACCUCGUACAGAGUCACAUGACCCACAACAGAUCUCAAGCCAAUGUGCCACAAAUGGCUCAAUCCCACUCAGAGGAGGCUGCGUGACAGAUACAUUACAACCAAUCACAAUGAGCCUUCUAGUGAUAGAGGACCUGCAGUGAAUUCUGGGAGCUGGAGGAUUAGCCCAGUGUGAGCAUGAUCCUUUCAUCUCAGAGCAUCCAGCCUGCAACAAUACAUCCUCCUACCCAGAAGAUGGCUGCUGUUUAUUUAUUACAACAGAAAUAAAACUGCUAAUGGAACAGUUUUGGAAAUGAGUGGUUUGGGCUGGACACUCUGGGAGAGAAGUACUUCUGUCUGCUGCUAACCUCAGAGAUAUCUGACUCGUCACUUGGUUAAUACACAGUGCAGAAUGGAACUCAAAGGACUCUGUUUAUUCACUGUGUGUGCAGUGGGAUUGUCUGAAUGGAAAAAAAAGAUUUUGUAUUUUAUGAUUUUGUAUUUUUUGCAAAUUCACAAAUGUGCCAUUGUCUUUAAAAUGGCCAUUGGAAUCAUGUGGACAGACUGACCAAGUUGAAAUUAGAAUUUCAUUGGCAGAAGGAUUUGGCCUUUAACGGCUGUGUGCACACAGCCACACAACCCCCUACAUCAUGGACAACAGGUUUGUUGUGAUCAAAUGCCCUGAAGCAAUAUAUAUAUAUAUAUAUAUAUAUAUAUCUAUAUAUAUAUAUAUAUAUAUAUAUAUAUAUAUAUAUCUAUCUAUAUAUAUAUAUUUUUUUUUAAUGGGUACAUUCUAGAGGCACACAUUCAGUGUAUGUGGAGGUGAUCAGCUUCUUACAGUAUCUGGAGAAGUGCCAGGGCAAUAUGAUACUGUAUUGUGUGCAGGAUUGGGCAGAAUGCAACCCAAAUCUCCUGACUAAAUAUUUGGUUAAAACGUUGCUAAGGGCGAGAUGUUUUGCACUAAGUUGCCAAAUAGUUGUUUGAGAGGCAAGCCUAGUAUUGCUGUAGAUCGUUUCCUUUCAAAUUAAACCUGCCAUACCUCCUGAUUUUUAAUGUAUUAUUUCAUCGAUAAUGUUGGAUAAAAAUGUCAAACCAAGGUGCUAGCUAUAAUGUGAGUGUACAGUAUGAUUUAAUGAUUGAGUGUUCUUGGUCUGAGUAUAUAUGCCUUACACUGCAGUGUUUCGAGGUACCUUUUAAUUGGGAAUGUGUAAGAAAUGGUUUGACGGUCUUGGGCUUGAUUCAAUCCGUAGCACUGAAAAGCCACGGUAUAUUACAACUUGAAAUUUGAGCUGACAUAUGCAGCGUUGAAACAUUGCCUUUUUAAAUUUAAAUUGCGCUAUUAGUCUGCCUUUAAAUGGUGUCUAAACCACUACAGUUGAGGUUUGGGACUAAAGUUGCAUUGCUUCAGCGAGUGUUUAGAUGUAUGUGGGAAUACUGGAUGAAACAAAGCCAUACAAGUCGCCUUCAAUAAACCACUUUUAAGAGA
This is a messenger RNA of Salvelinus fontinalis (brook trout), 4654 nucleotides long. Its product is annotated as 3-hydroxy-3-methylglutaryl-coenzyme A reductase-like. The transcript is spliced from 19 exons. The coding region runs from base 568 to 3276 and encodes 902 amino acids. NCBI's taxonomy places the organism in Eukaryota, Metazoa, Chordata, Actinopteri, Salmoniformes, Salmonidae. Gene Ontology annotation, biological process: sterol biosynthetic process; isoprenoid biosynthetic process; coenzyme A metabolic process. Gene Ontology annotation, molecular function: protein binding; NADP binding; hydroxymethylglutaryl-CoA reductase (NADPH) activity. The record is from RefSeq and is a predicted model, not a curated record. Gene Ontology annotation, cellular component: peroxisomal membrane; endoplasmic reticulum membrane.